Molecule: messenger RNA, 1689 nt
Organism: Thermochaetoides thermophila DSM 1495
Lineage: Eukaryota; Fungi; Ascomycota; Sordariomycetes; Sordariales; Chaetomiaceae
Exons: 3
Coding region: 1-1689 (562 amino acids)
Biological process (GO): calcineurin-mediated signaling; fungal-type cell wall organization
Cellular component (GO): cytoplasm; calcineurin complex
Molecular function (GO): calmodulin binding; calmodulin-dependent protein phosphatase activity
Source: RefSeq, a predicted model, not a curated record
AUGGACGGCGAAAACAACUACGCGUCGGCACCCCUCGACGACCGCCGCAACCUCCAGGUUGACAAUGCCAUUCGUGCCAUUCGCAACAAGAAGCCGCCGCCGGAGAUCGACUUCACCAUCCACACCAUGGAGGACGGCACCCAGGUCAGCACGCUGGAGCGUGUUGUCAAAGACGUACAGGCACCGGCCAUGUACAAGCCGACCGACGAGCAGUUCUGGCAGGACCCUGAGACAAAGACGCUCCCCAACAUCCAGUUCCUCAAGCAGCACUUCUACCGCGAGGGCCGCCUGACCGAGGAGCAGGCGCUCUGGAUCAUCCGCAAGGGUACCGAACUGCUGCGCAAGGAGCCCAACCUGCUCGAGAUGGAUGCCCCCAUCACCGUGUGCGGUGACGUGCACGGCCAGUACUACGACCUGAUGAAGCUGUUCGAGGUCGGCGGCGACCCGGCCGAGACGAGGUAUCUCUUCCUGGGCGACUACGUCGACCGCGGCUACUUCAGCAUCGAGUGCGUUCUCUACCUCUGGGCGCUCAAGAUCCACUACCCCAACUCGCUGUGGCUGCUGCGCGGCAACCAUGAGUGUCGCCACUUGACCGACUACUUCACUUUCAAGCUGGAGUGCAAGCACAAGUACUCGGAGGCCGUCUACGAGGCCUGCAUGGAGUCGUUCUGUUGCCUGCCGCUGGCGGCGGUUAUGAACAAGCAGUUCCUGUGCAUCCAUGGUGGCCUCAGCCCCGAGCUGCACACUCUGGACGACCUGAGAAAUAUCGACCGCUUCCGCGAGCCCCCUACUCAGGGGCUAAUGUGCGAUAUUCUCUGGGCUGACCCCCUUGAGGACUUUGGUCAGGAAAAGACAAAUGACUAUUUCGUGCACAACCACGUCCGCGGGUGUUCCUACUUCUUCUCCUACCCUGCCGCCUGCCACUUCUUGGAGAAGAACAACCUGCUUUCCAUCAUCCGCGCGCACGAAGCCCAAGACGCCGGCUACCGCAUGUACCGCAAGACCCGCACAACCGGUUUCCCCAGUGUCAUGACGAUCUUCUCGGCCCCGAACUACCUUGAUGUAUACAACAAUAAGGCUGCGGUGCUCAAGUACGAGAACAACGUCAUGAACAUCCGCCAGUUCAAUUGCUCGCCCCACCCCUACUGGCUGCCCAACUUCAUGGACGUCUUCACCUGGUCUCUGCCCUUCGUCGGUGAGAAGAUCACCGACAUGCUCAUCGCCAUCCUGAGCACCUGUUCCGAAGAGGAGCUCCGCGAAGAUACCCAAUCACCAGGUCCCAUCUCUCCCGCCCAGCCCUCCGCCUCGAGUGUCAGCAGCCAAGCCGACCCUGAAUCUAUCGAGUUCAAGCGGCGGGCGAUUAAGAACAAGAUCCUGGCGAUCGGCCGUCUAUCGCGGGUGUUCAACGUGCUGCGCGAGGAAUCGGAGCGCGUGACGGAGCUCAAGACGGUGGCGGGCGGCCGGCUGCCUGCGGGUACCCUCAUGCUGGGAGCCGAGGGCAUCAAGAACGCCAUCAGCAGCUUCGAGGACGCCCGCAAGGUCGACCUGCAGAACGAGAGGCUCCCCCCGAGCCACGAGGAGGUGCAGAAGCAGCAUGAGGAGGAGCGAGCUCAGGCCCUUGAAAGGGCUGCGCGUGAGGCCGAGCAGGACAAGAAGCUGCAGACGUUGUCUAGGCGUCUGAGCACGUGA